Penicillium salamii is the source of this 867-nucleotide messenger RNA. The record is from the annotation of a GenBank genome assembly. NCBI's taxonomy places the organism in Eukaryota, Fungi, Ascomycota, Eurotiomycetes, Eurotiales, Aspergillaceae.
AUGUCUUUCACUCACCUCGUCCGAUUCCUGGCCAAAGAUGGCCAAAUCUAUUAUGGAGAUGCCAUCCUUCCAGCAGGAAAGAGUGAUAUCGCCACCGCGACCAAGGCCAGAGUCAUUCAAGGAGAGAUCUUCGGGCAGCACCGGGUCACAGACCAGAUCGCAGAGGUGAAGCUGUUGCUGGCACCUCUGGCCCGCAAGGAUAUUGGCACAGUUCGCUGUCUGGGCUUGAACUAUGAGCAACAUGCGAAGGAGUCCAACCUCCCCAUUCCCAAGUACCCCGUGUUGUUUUACAAGCCCGUCACCUCGAUCUCCGGCCCGACGGAUGAUAUUCCGGUGCCACGAAUUGCCCAGGAGGGCGAGGGCUUGGAUUACGAGUGUGAGCUGGUCAUUGUCAUUGGAAAGGAGGCUAAUGAGAUCCCUGAAGAGAGGGCCCUAGACUACGUUCUGGGGUAUGCGGUGGGCAAUGAUGUUUCCCACCGCGAUUGGCAGAUCAAGCGGGGUGGAGGCCAAUGGGGACUGGGGAAGGGCUUUGAUGGAUGGGCACCCUUGGGCCCGGGAAUCGUGUCAUCCAGUGUCAUCAAAGACCCUAAUGCCUUGCAGAUCUCCACCAAGUUGAAUGGCCAGACAGUUCAGUCUUCUUCCACCAAGGACAUGAUCUUCCAUGUGGCCAAGACGGUAUCUUUCCUGUCCCAGGGCACGACAUUGCAACCGGGAGACCUCAUCUUUACUGGAACACCUCAAGGCGUGGGCAUGGGCCGCAAGCCCGCAUUGUGGCUGAAGGACGGUGACCAAGUGGAAGUUUCGCUCGAGGGGGUAGGAUCAUGCAUCAACCGGGUGGUCUUUGACAAGCCAAGCUCCAAGCUGUGA